Molecule: messenger RNA, 876 nt
Organism: Aureobasidium melanogenum CBS 110374
Lineage: Eukaryota; Fungi; Ascomycota; Dothideomycetes; Dothideales; Saccotheciaceae
Exons: 2
Coding region: 1-876 (291 amino acids)
Source: RefSeq, a predicted model, not a curated record
AUGCCUGAGUCUGUGCAGGCAUCGAAAGGCCCAAUGACCACCAACCAAGAUCAUGCUUCUGAGCCUACCGCUCGCAGCAUACUCCAAACCGAUUCACGUAUCGUCAAGAUCCUCAGAAAAGGACUUCGCAUAUUCCCAAGAAGAUCGCGAGAAGAUGUCAAACGAAAAGCACAAAACUCGAAUGGAACAGCAUCUUUACACCUGAAAGAGGAGCCAGGUCUUCGUCUAUACAACUUUCCCAGCAGACCGUCUAGCCCAACACUAUUUGUAUCCGCAGCCUCAUCUCCACCAACCAGGGGUCUACCUCUGAUCCCAUCUACAGCGUCUGAGGUUCGCAGCCGCUUGGGAGGUAUUUCCACCAAAGGUGCAUUGACUCCGCUGCUAUCUGGAAGGAAUAUAGAUAAUGGAUCUGGUCACUGUCUUCAAACGAGAGGCUACUCCAAGUUCGUCGCCACCAAUGACUAUUCGAGCAUCGAUGGCGUGAGUGAUGGAGGCAAACUAGCCCAUGACGAAGAUGUCUCGCAAAGUUCAUCGCUACAAACUUUGUACGAAUUCGUUUCUUCUAAGGAGACUAGCCAACCUCAGCGACCGCCUUCAAGCGAAGACCAAUGUUUGCCUUGUCGCGAAUCGUGGGUGUUACCUAGAUCUGCAUCGACACUCCAGGGUACAUCGCCACAGUCUACUUGUGAGCAAACCACAACAUCACCAAUGGCACUGCGGAAACCAGCCGACUCACGUAAGGGGCCACGUCCGGUCUCUCCUCAGACACCUCCACCUUCACCAAAUUGCAACAAAGAUAGCUCCAGGAAUUGGCCUCUUCCGAAUCCCACACUUUAUCGAACUUUUCAAGAAGAAGGAUUCAUUGUAUAUCGAUAG